AAAAACACCUAAGGUGGUGGUGGUAAAUCUAUGACUGAGGUAGUGUUUGCUCAGGUUUCGCAUGUGAGGCUCUAGGGAUAAUCGCUUCCUAUGUGCGUCAGCCUGCUGCCGCCUUUAGUAGCAAGUUUGUGAGCGGCUUCUCGGUGUGUCAACAGGCAUCUGCACCCGCUUCCCUUGUGUUCUUCCCCUUCUUAAAAAUCUCCUUUUUUUGGUGAGAGGUGUUCCCAGCAUGGCCUUGAGUUGUGUUGCAGCUGGGAAAGUUUGGGGGGGGGGGCCUGGAGAUAAGUUGCUGUAGGAGCAACUGGAGCUGCUGUUCGGCCUCCACCCUGAAUCCCCAGGGGUCCUUUUCUGUAGUGCAUAUGAGCUGUUUCUCCCGCUGCAGGGUGGAGGAAUAUGAAAAGGGUGCUCUCUGCCAGCACCGAAGUCGGUGUUGACUUCCGGGGAGACUUGCUUGUGCGAGGGAUUCACGAUUCUUCCAGUGCAUGUGACUUUUUUCUGUCUGGAGCUGGAGCAUCUGAAAUAGUGUUUCCAGUAUGUGAAGUCACGUUGUCAAGAGGAAGAGCAGCACAAACUGUUCUCUCCCUGCUGUUGGUGAUUCAUGGAGAAAGGGAGGGACGUUGCAAACUCUUCCACAAAUGUAGUCAGAAGUACCGUUUGGGCUCGCUGGGAGACUUUUGCACCGGUAGUCCUGGUAGAUAAGAAAGUGUGGCUGUUGGCACCGGAAGUGAAAUUCUCAUACUUAAGUUAUCUCCAUUUAUUAGUGGGAUUUCCUGUCUCACCUGAGGGUUUUCUGGUAAGGUUAAACCUCUGGGAGGGGAGGAAGUUUAUUGCCAGGGUGUAAACAUAAAGCUUCAGAGCUGAAGGAGAAGGCUGUGGCACAGCUGCCUGGUCUGAAAAGAGGGAAUAAGGUGAUAUCUGAGCUGCCUUAAGUCACUCUUCUGUUGCUUAGUUUGCUUUGCUGUCCUUUUCCAGUGCCUGCUUUGCUGAACUUUUUUGCUUCCCAGUGCCUAUGUGGGGCUAAUACCUCUGUAGCCAGGCAGAGGAAUGCUGCUGCUGCUUCUGGUGGGGCCAGUUAAACUGCGUUGCUGCUGAAGUGAUUAGAUCACACUGUACGCAGCAGGUCAGCCAAGGCUUGAGGCUUGGAUUUUUGCACCCUUUAAAAGUAUUUUUGUCCUUCAAGCCUGUAUUCAUGGGAGCUGGCUUGCUGCUGCUGCGUGCACCAGGCUUUGCUUCAGUAACAAGGCAUCCCCUUAUCUCGGGCCAGCCUUGCCAGUCCCAUUGGCCUUUUUAUAGUAGGAUAGCUGGUGACUGGCAUUCCUCAACUCUUGUGAUGAACUUGCUGUGUGUCUAUAGCAUGCUGGCAUGGUCAGCCUGAAAUCAGACUGGGAGCAUAAAUAAAAUGGACCCAAAAUUAAGCCUUUUGGAGAAAUGGAGGUUAAAGAAGAUCCUCUGUGGGCGGCAAAGGAAUUUGCAGACAAGAACUGUUUGGGGGAUGUAAGUGUCCCCUUAGCCUGCCGAGAGCGAGUUUCCUCUUGUUUGACCCCAGGAAUUGGAAUGGCUGGUGUACUGCAGAACUGAGCAGACUUAGAGCAUGUGUGCUCUGCACCCAAAGCUGGUAUAAGCCGGUGUGGCUACUGAAAGAAGCAGCCCUAGCUGCUUGUUCCUGUUCCUGCAGUUGCCCUGCCAGCUCGAAGCAUUUGUUCUGUGAUCUAGGGCAAGGAUCUGACCCAGGUUGAAGCUACUCUCUUCUUGGCCGGGUUAGUUUUUAACCUGAUAGCUUUCAUGAUUGCCUCUGCGUGGCUGCGCCAAUGAAGAGAACUUAAGUGCCAGCUUAGGUCAGCUUUAGGCAUGGCAAACAAUCUUAAAUUAAUUGGGUACUUCUGUCUUAGUUGAGUUCAUUUUGCUUCUAACACUUAACAAAACUGUCAGUUGAGCUUGUUUGCUGCUUGACUAUGAGCCCUGGCCAACAGUAUCGCUUUGGGAAUUUAUAUGCCAGUUCAUCCUGAGCUUGUCCGUGUUGUGAAGUUGGCAUGGCAGCCCUGAAACUUAGUAUGGUUAUAGUAAGGCAAAGGGAUCUUAAAAGGACUUUCUCAUAGUUGGCUGAUCUGAGCAAGAGAGGUAAAACUGGGCAGCUGCAGAGGAGGAAUGUGGAGAGCAUUGCCAGCUUUCUAGCCAAGACUAAUUUUGCAUCUUGCUGUGAAGGAUGUGUGGGGCAAAAACAUGUUUUGGAAAUGGCCUGUGAGAACUGGAGCUUGAGUGUUCAGCUGUACUACUUUAGGGGGAGAUGGGGUUGCCAGGUAUGUUUAUCCUUCAGAUACUCAGUGGGGAGUGGUUCUGUGCUGGUGCUCGGGCCCAGUGCUGCAAGGGACUGUUUGUACUAAAUUAUCAGGUAGAGGUGACUGCUGUGUGCAGUUUGUGUUUGGUAAAAUGUUACAAGUCUCAUCAGUGGCCCUGCUCUCAGAUCCUAGGAUUGAGCUCCCCUGCUUAGAGACCUCUGUAGGCAGGUGAGGCCACGUUUUUUGUGUGGAGAUUGUUACUGGGAAUGGAUGAGUCCUUUGAAGGCAGGUUUUCCAGCAUCUAGGGAAGAUUUAUUAUAGGUGAGAGACCUGAAGGGGAUAAAACCAGACGACUUUGGCCUUUUCAGUAAAGCUUAAUGUGGCUCUUUUGAAAGGUUUUGAUGCCUUGCACAUGAAACAUUUUGAUGCAACCUCAUGGUUCAACCUGUUAAUGCUUCUUAGUGGAGAAGACGGACCUUAGCUGCAGUCAUGUGAUGUGAUGUUGUAGUGGUAACAUACUGCAUAGCCUGUACUGAACUGUGGUUAGGACUGCACCCUUUAUGGAGUCUGACCCUGGGCCCUCACAAAGUAUUUGGCUUUAAAAUUUUUCAUGUCCCUUAAGUAAAGGGACAAGGAGACCUUCAUACAUGCCUGCUGCUUUGAAGUGUUAGUCACUCAGCCUGAUGUCAACUUGAUAGGUUAUGCAGCUUGACUUAAGAUGACUCAGCUGAGUUUAUGAUGACAGCUUCUGAGUGUCUCUUGGUAGGUGAAGGAGCUGGUUCUUGAUAACUGCCGUUCGGAUGAUGGGAAGAUUGUUGGGCUCUCCUCGGAUUUUGAGAACCUGGAGUUCCUCAGCAUGAUCAACAUCAACUUGCUGUCUGUCUCCAAUCUCCCCAAGCUUAACAAACUCCGUAAGCUGGAGCUGAGUGAUAACAGGAUUUCUGGUGGCCUUGAAGUUCUAGCAGAGAGAACUCCUAACCUGACACACUUGAAUCUAAGUGGCAACAAGAUCAAAGACAUCAAUACCCUGGAGCCCUUGAAAAAGUUGCCAAACCUGCAUAGUCUGGACCUCUUCAACUGUGAGGUGACAAUGCUGAUCAACUACCGAGAGAGUGUAUUCACCCUCCUGCCUCAGCUCACCUACCUAGAUGGGUUUGAUGCUGAUGACCAGGAAGCCCCUGACUCGGACCCUGAAGCAGAUGGGGAUGGACUAGAAGAUGAAUAUGAGAAUGGGGAAGGUGAGGAAGAAGAUGAUGAGGAGGAGGAAGAUGAUUUGGAUGAAGAAGUCAUUGAUGAUGAAGAGGAUGAAGAUGAUGACCUGGAAGGUGAAGAGGAGGAGGAUGGAGUAGAUGAUGAGGAGGAAGACGAGGAAGAAGACGGUGAGGAGGAUGAAGAAGAUGAAGUUGAUGAUGACCUUCCGCGAGGAGAAAAGAGAAAACGAAAUCUAGAGGAUGAAGGAGAGGAAGAUCCAGAAGACGAAGAGGAUGAUGAGGAUGACUGAUCCCAGCGAGCCAAUCAGUUUUACAGACUAUGACUGUGCUUGUCUGAACCUCCCCGUUGUGUCUAUGUGAGACUGUAAAUCCCCGUCUCCCAGUCCUCCCCCCUUUGUAUGGCUGCAGCGUCCACAAUAUAUUUUUUUAAGAUGUAGAAUACUGUAGGCAUUCAGGGGAAUCUUCCAUACAAGGCUCACUUUCUCACAAGUAUCUCAUGACCAAAGGCUUUCUCCGUUCUGUGGUUUGUGCAGCAGUUUGCAAAAAAAAAAAACAAAACAAAAAACAAAAAAAAUUCUCCUAGGGUAUCUUUCGUGUCUGAAAUCAGCCUUGCCACACACUGGACCCAGAGCUCCAGCUCGCCACCCUGCUUGACAACUAAGAAGGCGUGUUUGCUAUCUGCAUGCCCUCAGACCAGCUUUCUGAAGACGCUUGAGCCAUCUUGAGCAGUGGGUGCAAAUCUGGUUCAUCUAAAUGGACUCAAAGUAGAUGAUCACUGAGGUCUCUCUGAUCAGAAAUAAUGGUGAUGUGAUCUCUGGAGAUGCUUGAAGAUACUUUAGUGCUGGGGAUGUGGGGUGCCUGGGUCUAUGGGGGGUGGGUGGCUGCUUGCAAGACCUGGUACCUCUGAUGAUGCACCUUGCAGUAACCCUGUACUUGCAUUCCUAUUUUUUAUAAACUGGAAUAUUUUUUCCUGUUG
Molecule: messenger RNA, 4463 nt
Organism: Struthio camelus australis
Lineage: Eukaryota; Metazoa; Chordata; Aves; Struthioniformes; Struthionidae
Source: RefSeq, a predicted model, not a curated record